AUGACCCAGGCUCAACCCAUCCGCAAGGUCCUAAUCGCCAACCGUGGAGAGAUUGCAUGCAGAGUCAUCAAGACUUGCCGAAAGCUCGGUAUAUCCACCGUUGCCGUCUACUCCGAGAGGCAAAACUCCUUGGCCGUCAGGAUGGCCGACGAGUCGGUCUUCAUUGGACCUUCUCCUUCGUCCGAGUCCUACCUCUGUGGCGACAAGAUCAUCGAUGCCUGCAAGAUCACCGGUGCCGAUGCCGUCCACCCAGGUUACGGCUUCUUGUCCGAGAACACUGAUUUCGCCAGGGCCUGCACUGAUGCCGGUAUCAACUUUAUCGGACCUCAACCCGAGUCGAUUCUUGCCAUUGGAGACAAGAUCGCAUCGAAGAACUUGCUGUCUGCCAAGGAGCCCUCCAUUCCCCUCAUCCCUGGUUACAACGGGGCCGACCAAAAUAUCGAUAACUUGAUUCAGCAGGCUAUUAAGAUCGACUUCCCCGUCCUCUUGAAGGCUUCCGCUGGAGGUGGAGGAAAGGGCAUGCGUAUCGUCCACGAGGCAUCCGCAUUGAAGGACGAGAUCGAGAUGGCAAAGUCAGAGGCUCUCCGCUCCUUCGGAAGUGACAACCUCUUGAUCGAAAAGUACUUCUCCAACGCCCGCCACAUUGAGAUCCAAAUCAUGGGAGACAAGCACGGUAACGUUUAUCACUGCUUCGAGCGUGAGUGUAGUAUCCAGCGCAGACAUCAAAAGGUCAUCGAGGAGACCCCUUCGCCCAUGAUGGACGACAAGUUACGCCACGACAUGACCUCGGCUGCCAUCAAGAUCGGAAAGCUGUUGCGCUAUGAGGGUGCCGGAACCAUCGAGUUCAUCGUCGAUGAUGCCUCCCGCAAGUUCUACUUCUUGGAGAUGAACACUCGUCUCCAGGUCGAGCAUCCUGUUACCGAGUUGGUUACUGGCCUUGAUCUUGUCGAACUCCAGAUCCUUGUCGCCCAGGGCUUUGACCUUUCCAAGACUCAGCUCCCCAACCUCAAGUUGAACGGCUCGUCGAUUGAGUGUCGUUUGUACGCUGAGGAUCCCGAGAACGAUUUUUUGCCUUGCACUGGCAAGAUCAGACGCUGGAAGCAGAGCACGGCCGAUAACGUUCGUUACGACAGUGGUAUCGAGACUGGAUCGGAGAUCAGUAUCUUUUACGACCCCAUGAUCUCCAAGAUCUCUGUCUGGGCUCCCACUCGCGAUCAGGCUAUCCAGAAGAUGUCCUUGGCUCUCCGUGAGACUGUCGCCUUGGGUCUGACUACCAACCGCAAGUUCUUGAUCCAGGUCCUGCAGCACCCUCGUUUCCAGUCUGGUCGCCUCUCGACCCGGUUUAUUGACGAGGAGGCCAUCCACAAGAAGAACAACGCUCCUCAUCCUGACGAGGAUCGUUUGGCGAUCGUGCCCAUGCUCUGGGGUUGGCACUUGCGCGAGCAAGCCCGCACAGAGCUUAAGUACAUCCCAAGCGGAUGGAGAUAUGUCAAGCACAAGAAGCAGCAGGAUGGAUAUGCAGGCGAGGUUGCUGAGCGGACGAUUGAGCUCCAGUACGAACAUGUUGUCAAGCCUGGCGGAUGGGUACCCCCUAACCAGAAGUUGGCCGAGAAGAAGUUUGAUGUCCUGUACAGAGCAGUUGUUGCUGGCGAGGAGCCUGGUCCAUGGCGCAAUGCCAAGGUUGGUUUGGGCAAGGUCGCCGUCGAGGAGGAUGAUCUCGGCGAGCGCAGCGGAGUGCUUCGCUGCACCAUCGAUGGUGUUACGCGCGACUACAACAUUGCCAACGGCUCGAUCGAGGUCAACAAUACCGAGGUCUAUGUGCACACAAAGGAUUUCGGCGGCAAGCAGAUUCUGUUUGUUCGCAAGGACAAGUUGAAGAGCGCGGCCGAAGGAGAAGACGACGUCUUCUCGCCCUACACUGCACCCAUGCCCUGCAAAAUCCUCAAGAUCUUGGUCCCCUCGGGCACGGUUAUCAAGAAGAACCAGGCCAUCUUGACCAUGGAGUCGAUGAAGACUGAAGUCCGUCUAUAUGCCCGCCACGACGGUACCUUGAAGCUCAACGUUGGAGAGGGUGAUAUGAUCGAGGCAGGUACUACCCUUUGUGACGUCGAGUAA
This is a messenger RNA of Linnemannia hyalina, 2115 nucleotides long. NCBI's taxonomy places the organism in Eukaryota, Fungi, Mortierellomycota, Mortierellomycetes, Mortierellales, Mortierellaceae. The record is from the annotation of a GenBank genome assembly.